This is a messenger RNA of Anisakis simplex (herring worm), 840 nucleotides long. Lineage: Eukaryota; Metazoa; Nematoda; Chromadorea; Rhabditida; Anisakidae. The record is from the annotation of a GenBank genome assembly.
AUGGCUCGAAAUGCUGAGAAGGCAAUGACUGCGUUGGCCAGGUGGCGUCGUAUGAAAGAAGAGGAAGAGAAAGGGCCGGUGGCCAAAAGACCGAACGAUGUUAGCGAAUGUACAACGCUAAAGGAUGCGGAACGCUAUCGACGUCAAGUCACAAUGGAGAUAGCCAAGAAGAUUGCGUUGAUUCAGAAUCCUGGAUUGGGUGAAUUCAAGAUUCGUGACUUGAACGAUGAAAUCAACAAGUUGUUGAGGGUGAAGUAUGCUUGGGAGAUGCGUAUCAAGGAGUUGGAUGGCCCUGACUAUAGACGAGUGGCACCGAAAGAGUUGGAUCGGGACGGUCGCGAGGUGGCCGGCAAUCGAGGCUAUAAGUACUUUGGCGCUGCCAAAGACCUACCGGGUGUUCGCGAGCUGUUCGAGAAGGCCGAGGUGGACGCGAACCGAAAGAAUCGCGCUGAACUGAUCAAAUUCGUCGAUGCUGAUUACUACGGUUAUAUGGACGAUGACGAUGGCUUGUUGAUCCCACUGGAAGCGGAUGCUGAAGUGAAGGCACGAGAACAGGCCGAGAAGGAUUGGGAGACGAAUAAAUACGUUUGGCAAGCGAAAAAAGCAUAUGAAGAAGAUAUCGAUAUCUAUAAGGUUGAGGAUGAUUCGGAUGAAGAUUUGGAUACGAAGAAAUCGAUUUUGAUCGGUGACGAUGGCAAAGAAACGUUCGUUCAACACGUUGUGGUACCAUCCCAAAAGGAGAUCGAAGAGCUGAUUCUGCAAAGGAAAAAGGCGCAACUCUAUGAGAAAUUUGUUGCGUCGAAUUUAGGCGAUAUGAAUCCUGAAGAAGAGAGAAGUUAA